Messenger RNA from Exophiala oligosperma, 219 nucleotides. RefSeq lists its product as uncharacterized. NCBI's taxonomy places the organism in Eukaryota, Fungi, Ascomycota, Eurotiomycetes, Chaetothyriales, Herpotrichiellaceae. The coding region runs from base 1 to 219 and encodes 72 amino acids. The transcript has a single exon. The record is from RefSeq and is a predicted model, not a curated record.
AUGGUCCCUCGACCCUGCGUGGUCUUCGGUGCCGGUGUGAUCGGCCUUUCAACCGCUCUUGAGCUGAAACGCCGUGAUGCAUCGGCUCGAGUCGUGAUUCUUGUCAAGUAUUUUCCUGGAGACCGAAGCAUCAAGUACUGCUCUCCCUGGGCAGGUGCCAAUUGGCUUUCGACAGCUACAGACAAUGGGCGGAAAGAGGAAUGGGAUGCAGAGACUUAG